AGUCAUAAUACCUGGUUCUAUUCACAUUCAGAUAUUCAUAAGGAGGAAGCAGGGAAGUAGAGGGAAGUGUUCUGGAUAUACACACCAACUUAUACAUUCCACACAGUAGUACCGGUAAAGCCUUGGUUUUGUAUAAGAUGGUCUUUCCUAGACUACCGGAGGACAAUUGCUGUGGAUGGGUUGUCUCUACAGGACAAUACAUUCUGCACUGAGUCUGGUCGUCGACAGAAUUUCUCAGAAGUUGGAGCUCCUUGAGAGGCCCAUCGUUAAUACUUGUGUGUGACUGAUCUCAGAGCUAAGCGGAGGGCUUGGCCUCCUGACCGUCUCUCUCUCUUUCAUUAACUGUGAGAAGAAACUUGGAGGCUACAUUUUUCACACUGAGGAAAUUCAAGGAAAUUCGGCAAAAAUAAUUGCUAAUAAGGCCUCUGUAGCCAUGGCUACUUCUGACGUGAAACCAAAAUCAAUAAGUCGUGCCAAGAAAUGGUCAGAGGAAAUAGAAAAUCUGUACAGAUUUCAACAAGCAGGAUAUCGGGAUGAAAUUGAAUAUAAACAAGUGAAACAAGUUGCCAUGGUCGACCGAUGGCCAGAGACAGGGUACGUGAAGAAACUUCAGCGGAGGGACAAUACUUUCUUCUACUACAACAAAGAGAGGGAGUGCGAGGACAAGGAGGUCCACAAAGUGAAGGUUUACGUCUACUGACCUUUUCCUUUCUUCGGCUUGGCAAUGCUCCUUUAAGAAUUGGUUGUUUACAUUCUUCCAUCGUGUAAAUGUCAUUUUACAAAACAAUUCACAAUUCUGUCUUUAAUUCAUGGUGUCUUACACAACAUAAACACCCACCUUGAAACCUUGAA
This is a messenger RNA of Mus musculus (house mouse), 852 nucleotides long. RefSeq names its product meiosis expressed gene 1 (gene Meig1). The transcript is spliced from 4 exons. Gene Ontology annotation, cellular component: nucleus. NCBI's taxonomy places the organism in Eukaryota, Metazoa, Chordata, Mammalia, Rodentia, Muridae. Bases 434 to 700 code for a protein of 88 amino acids. The record is from RefSeq and is marked validated.